CCGGAGUGCGCGCCUCAGCGGUCACCUUGGGAAACUGGCGAACGAACACUCGCCUGCGCCUUGUGAUCGCCGUUCCUGCAUGCCUUAUUUACUACUUGUCCGGCACCCGGCGAAGACGACAACAACAGAAAAGAAACGCGAAUGAGGCGGAAAUUUCACGAGUCUCUCCCGCCUUUGCGACGUAACCACUCCGGCACCAUCUUAUAGUUACGACGAACAGCCCUGGCUAUCUCGCUGUAAAGAACCGUGCUACGGGCCAGCUAUCGCAGCCUCCGCUUGGAGAUGUUCCGGUGAUGGCGACGGAGGUGUUGAUAGCCCAUACGGGCCAGCGCCUGCAGGUGGACACGACGCAGUUCACCACGCUCGAUGAUCUCAAGGCUUGGAUCGCAAGGCAGGCGUCGAUCCCGCCGCAUCAGAUUGUUGCUUUGACUGCUCAGGGACGAGGUGUCAAGCUGCAAACCCUUCAUCAGGAAACGGAGAUCUACAUCUACGACCUCCGGAUAUCGCAACCCACACCCCCGGGCACCGCCUCGUCUCCCACCUCCGAACUGCCCCUCCCGAAGCGAUACGCCAUCCCGAACGCCCCCAACUACAUCGGCAAUAUCCGCGUCCUGUCAGAAUGGCAAGCCCUUUGCAAGGAGCGCCAGGCAUGGGCUCUCGGCAUUGUCGACGACUCAGCGCGUAUGGCGGCCGAGAUCCAGGAGCGAUACAGCGAGAUGGAUGUCAUCAUUAAAUGCCUCGAUGCGGCAGUGGCCAAUCUGGAGAUUAGUGUGAAGCAGAUCGAGCCCAAGUACGCGGAGCUGCGGAAGUGGGUGCAGCCCGCACUGGAUGAGUACGAGCAGCUCGCCGAGAACUGGGAGCACUACCUCACUAUUGCGCGCAACGUGCCCAUCGCUGCCUCCAUGGUGCGUUUCAUGACGUCGCGGGAUCUCAAGAAGAAGCAGGCGACGCUCGAAGACCUAAUCGAGCAGGACACGGCCAAGAAGUCAGGACGCUUUGCGCCGUCAUCGUUGAAGAAGUUCAGCACCAAAGCCGCCGAUCUGGACAAGGCUGCGGAUGGGAUGUACGGAGCGCUGCGGCAACUGAUCGGGGACUUCGACAACCUCGUGGGCCGAUCCGCUUUAACGCACAGCGGCGAGGCAGCGCAGUUGCUCCAGGACCUCGAAGCUGUGGCCAAAAAGAUCCAGACGGACUACCACGUCAUGAUGGAGUACUCUGACACCCAACCCAACGUCCUCCAGGCGUCGCGGACGGCCGAGAACCACACAUCGCGUUUGAUACCCACCUUGAAGAAACGCGCUGCGGAAAUGGACGAUAUGCUGAACUACGCCACGCAGGCGCGGAACGCCAUUGCCUCGGACUCCGUCGGCUUCAUGCGGAAUAUUACUGAGAUCACUACAUUGCACAGCAGCGUUAAGAAUCAAAUCAGCGUUCUAAACCAGGCCGAAGACGACAUGACGACAUUUGAUUAUCUGCGCCUAAUCCACCAGCUUCCAUACAUGUACGCCUCUUUCGUCUCCGAAGCAGUCCGUCGCCGUGAGUGGUCCGACAAGAUCAAGACAGAUUCGUCAACACUGGCCAACGAGAUGGCCUUAUUCCAAGAUGAGGAGUCAAAAAGGAGGAGGAAGUGGCAUAAGAUGGUUGGCAGCAUGUACGGCCGAGACAAGGUUGAGGCCAACAUCUUGGGUCUCGAGGUCAACCUGCUGGGCGAGGAAGAGACUUGGCCAAGCAUGACCAAGCGCGACCUCGAAGAGUUCUUGGAGCACCUUCAGAGACAACAGGCCGAAGUUGACAUCAUUGACGACGUGACGAAGCUUGUCAAUGAGCUGAGCAGCCCCACGAAGCAGCAGUCGAAGAGGCUGAAGGCCUUUAAGAAUGGCAGUGUCCACGAAGCUGCCCUUGGACGGAGCGGCUUGAUGAUCCGCGGUGACGAUGAUCUGCUUCGCAGUCUCCAGGAUGACAAAUCGAAGCUCGAGAACAAGCUGAAGACGGCUGAGAGCAGGGUACGGAGAUUGGAGGACUUGCUCCAUAGGCAAAGUGCGGCAUCUCGGCCUGGCAUCGGAGGCUUGUUCGGCCACGAAAGGAAUGAUUCGACAAACUCGAUAAAGUCGACGGCGCCCUCAGAGGAUCACCAUCGUGCGACGGGCCAUCCAGAGGCACUAUUGCAGAGGAUCCAACAGCUAGAAAAUGAGCUGAACAACCGUCGAUCACCCGACAACUCGGAGGCAUUGAACCUGAGGAUACAGCAACUCGAAAGCGAACUCAACAACCGGCCAGCUUCGCAGGGUUCUGAGAUCCAGUUGCAAAGGAUACAACAGCUCGAACGUGAACUCAAUGCGGAGAAGGAGAAGUGUGCAGCUUUCGAAAAGGAUCUCAGCGUCAGGGCUACCGCCCACGACGACGUCAAGGGCCGGAUGGAAGAGGCCAACUCUACCAAAAAGGAACUCCUCGAGAACAUGGAGGCCUUGCAGCGGGAGUUCGUCGAAGAGCGGAAGUCGCUCGAGAACGAGAUCAAGGGACUCAAGGCGCGUAUAGAAGACACCGAGGACGAGAUUGAGAACUUUGACGAGUCAAGAGAGAACGAAAAGGCCACGUACAUUGAGAGGAUGCACGAGCUGGAAGCCGAGGUCGAAAGGCUGCAGAAAGAGCAGAAGGACGAGGCCCUCAAGACCCAAGGCCAAGUCGAAUUCCUACGCAACGAGGCACGGCUUCAGAGAGAGCAGAACGAGUCGCUCGAUAAGCAGCUCCGAACGGCCAACGACGAGGCGAAGAAGCUGGCCAAGAUCUUGGGUUCAACCCAGGACACCGCUGAUACACAACUGAAGGCCCUUCGCGAUGUUCACGACCAGCUGUCUCCCAACGACGACAUCACAGAGGACCUUAACGAUCUCAUCGAUGCCCUUGUCUACCGGGCUACAGAUGUCGCGGCCAAGAUGAAGACCCUGGAGAGCGACAAAUCGAUACUCAAGGCCGACCUUGAGCAAGCCGAGGAGCACGCCAAGGUUUUGAAGACAGAGAUUUCUGAAACGAAGGACAACCUCGCGCUUGAGGAGGAUAGCUCUAGGCAACUGAGAGAGAACUUGGAUGUAGAGAAGGCCAAGGUGGCUGCUCUCGAACAAGAAGCAGCCGAGAGCCGGGAACAGCUGGAUCAACUUCGCGCCAAGAUUGCCGAUGGCGAGACUGGGUCGGAAAGCCUCAGGAAGAAGCUGGACGAAGGACAGGAGCGGAUCAGCUCCCUCACCGAGGAGCUCGCAUCCCGGCAAUCCCAAGUGGGUAGCCUUGAAGAGGAGCUUCGGCUUUGUAAGGAAAAGAUGGACAAGUCCCGAGCCAAGCUCACGGCCGUCUUUAGCCAUUUCGAGUCUAGGUCUGAGAAGACCAAGGACCUAACACAGCGUCUCUACUCCCAGAACGACCGACUCUGCAGGCUGCUGGAACGGCUGGGUUUCGCGGUCACGCGCCAAAACUCAACGAUGACGAUACAGAAGGUCCCACGGUCUGAGAGAGGCACCACGAGCCAGAUGCACAAUGCGAACGACUCAUCGGACCCCAGCCAAUCAAUGAUCCGUCGCUCUGGCAUGCUCAUUAGUCGUACCUUGGCCGAUAGCACCGACCUCGAGUUGCUGUACUGGAUGAACGGCACCGACACCGACACGGAGACGGACAAGUACGAAGCCUUCAUGACGCGUCUGGGCAGCUUCGACAUGGACUUGUUUGCCGAAACAGUAUACAGGCGUGUCAAGGAUGUCGAGCACCUCGCUCGAAAGCUCCAACGAGACGCGCGUGCGUACAGGGAGAAGGCGCAUACCCUGCAGCGAGACUCGCAUGAGAAGAUUGCCUUUAAGCACUUUAAGGAAGGGGACCUCGCUCUGUUCCUUCCGACGAGAAACCAGACAGCCGGGGCUUGGGCUGCGUUCAACGUGGGCUUCCCUCACUACUUCCUGCGCGAGACCGACGCGCAUCGUCUGCGGUCUCGUGAAUGGCUCGUUGCUCGCAUCACUCGGAUACAGGAGCGUGUCGUCGACCUCUCGAAGAGCCUGCACAAGCAACUGCCCGACAACGAUUCGGUCAACGGCGAGGAGGACGAUAACCCGUUCCAGCUUUCUGACGGCUUGCGAUGGUAUCUCAUCGACGCGCACGAAGACAAGCCGGGCGCUCCCGCCACGCCUGGACUGGGCAAGUCCACGAUUGCGGCGAACACUGUUGAGGCCAUGGCGGACAUGCACACGCAUGCGCAGGCGAACGGCAAGGACAAGCAACGGGCGAACCCGCACAGCAUUGAAGGUGUCAGCAAAGCGCUGAGCAAGAGUCUCGAGAGCCGUCGGAGCAGUUCCAACUCCAAGAAGGCCCUGCCCUUCGCCGUUGGCGGAGGUGCGGCGCUGCUCAAGGGUAACGCGUUGGGCAGCGAAACCAACUCGCUCCGUGCAGUCGCGCCGGAUACGCCAACGGAGACGAGCCCGCCCGGGGACCUUCUUGGAUCGUCGGCCAAUGGACACGAGCAUUCGGGGCAGGCUGGGCAGGCCUCGAGCCCGCUUGCGGAAGAGGGCCAUCCCGCGCAGGCGGGUGACGAGAGGCCCACCUCGCCCGAGGUACGAAGCACGAUCGAUUCCCUCAUCGGCCCCUGAAUCCCUCCUCUCCAUUGCUGUGAUCCUCCUCUUUGGGCGAACGAACCCCUAACUGAUUCCGGUCAGAAUGCUCGAUCGCCCACGAGGCUGCAGCGUCAGAGGAGCGAGGUCAGCGUCGAAAGCCCGACGAAGAGGAGCAUCGUGUGGGACUCGCUGUGGAGUGUUGACUUGAGCUUCGAGGGCGGUGGCGGUGGUGGUAGGGCGAAACGGAAGUGGGAAGGGCAGGAAAGGAGCUGAUGCCACCACCAAGAGGGGGCUGUGGUAGCAGGGAGUAGGAAUCUGCAUAUUGUAAGCGCAACCCACGGCUUUCAAAGCCCGUUGGGCAACGGUUGCUUGGAGUUUUUCUGUACUUGUCUUUGCUUUGGGUAUGUUGGCAUUAUCACCAAGCCCCCCGAACAAAGGCCCCACAAAGGUUUGAGCUUGUUUGGUGUUGCUGUAGUACAGUGUUAUUUUUGUUGUUUUUUUGAGCUAUAUGUAUGGGUGGAAUCCAUUGGGGAUUGUCCAGUUCAUCGCUGAGCCUGUGGCUGCGGUUUCAUUAGGUGCCAGUCAUAUGGAUCUGACUGUUGAUCGGGGGUUGAACCGGUACAGGGGGAGGGCUAGGGACAACAGAUGCAUGCCAUUCUUGGACACAGAGUUAUGGAGUAUUGGGCAACAUGGUUCUGUCAGAGGAACGGGAAAGCGCACAGAAUGGGGUUGUUUUACAUUUACCUACUCAUUGGGAUGGCUGACGAGAGCGACAUCUAGUUUUAGAAGAGACUGCGCUGUCUUAUCUGUCUUGGAAUGGAUGGCUUCAGAGAUGCUUUCCUGAAAUUGAACCAAAAGAGCACUGCUGACCAGAUCAUUGUUAACAUAUGUUCCACUGUAUCAUGUUAUUGAAUAUAGAAAGUUCUUUGCU
This is a messenger RNA of Colletotrichum destructivum, 5517 nucleotides long. RefSeq names its product Putative autophagy protein ATG17. NCBI's taxonomy places the organism in Eukaryota, Fungi, Ascomycota, Sordariomycetes, Glomerellales, Glomerellaceae. The transcript is spliced from 3 exons. Bases 294 to 4622 code for a protein of 1442 amino acids. The record is from RefSeq and is a predicted model, not a curated record. Gene Ontology annotation, cellular component: phagophore assembly site membrane; Atg1/ULK1 kinase complex. Gene Ontology annotation, biological process: autophagy of mitochondrion; positive regulation of protein phosphorylation; autophagy of peroxisome. Gene Ontology annotation, molecular function: molecular adaptor activity; protein kinase binding.